AUGAGGGCCAGUUGCUGCCCGCAAAUUUCACCCUGGUCGAAAUACCUCUUGAUCCAAUUCACCAAACUUGUGGACGUGUACGACGCGGAGCGGCGUCAUGUUGGCUAUUUCUACGACAUCAACCUCUUCAUCAUCAUGCGUUUUGGAUUUUCAGAUGCCAAAGGUCGCAUCUGGUUUGAAGCGAGAUAUGCUUCCUUCCUCUCCCGCUUCAAGCCCAUCAUUGCUUCUUAG
Cladocopium goreaui is the source of this 231-nucleotide messenger RNA. NCBI's taxonomy places the organism in Eukaryota, Dinophyceae, Suessiales, Symbiodiniaceae. The record is from the annotation of a GenBank genome assembly.